Exophiala dermatitidis NIH/UT8656 is the source of this 1363-nucleotide messenger RNA. RefSeq lists its product as uncharacterized. Gene Ontology annotation, biological process: maturation of SSU-rRNA from tricistronic rRNA transcript (SSU-rRNA, 5.8S rRNA, LSU-rRNA). The record is from RefSeq and is a predicted model, not a curated record. The transcript has a single exon. Lineage: Eukaryota; Fungi; Ascomycota; Eurotiomycetes; Chaetothyriales; Herpotrichiellaceae. Gene Ontology annotation, molecular function: snoRNA binding; protein binding. Bases 127 to 1293 code for a protein of 388 amino acids. Gene Ontology annotation, cellular component: small-subunit processome; Pwp2p-containing subcomplex of 90S preribosome.
CACAAAAAAAGUUCCUGAUCACUGCUCCACCUCGUCGCUUGCGCCGCAAACCCUCAUCUAGUACCGCGUACAGUUUAAGGCCAGAGAGGGAUCAGGACGCCAGUUGCAGUCCUUUGAUUACGCAGAAUGGCUGCAGCAAGCGACAAGGCCCGCUUCUUUCUGGAGCAGUCGGUGCCAGAGUUGAAAGAAUACGAACGAAAGAACAUCUUCAGCCGGGAGGAAAUCGCAAACAUCGCCCGCAAACGGUCGGACUUCGAACACAAGAUCAACGCCAGAGGCUCUACACCGGCCGAUUACGCUCGAUAUGCAGAAUUCGAAAUGAACGUCGACGCCCUAAGGCGAAAGAGGGUCAAGCGACUCGGCGUCAAGUCAACGGCGCACAAUGGCAAGCGGCGCAUAUUCUUCAUCUUUGACCGAGGGACACGGAAACAUCCUGGAGAUGUGGCGCUGUGGAUGCAGGCGAUCGAAUUUGCCAGGAAGCAAAAAGCCUACAAAAAGCUGCAAGAGAUGUUUGCGAGCGUCUUACGGUUGCACCCUACAAAGUCAGACCUGUGGAUCUAUGCUGCGCAGUUUGCCAUGGAAGAGAACGGAGACAUGACGGAAGCAAGAAGCUACAUGCAGCGCGGCCUCCGAUUUUGCAAGCGCUCGCGUCAAAUUUGGCUGGAAUAUGCAAGACUCGAGCUCUCGUAUAUUGCCAAAAUCCACGCGCGCAGAGAAAUUUUGGGCAUCGCCGACGGCAGACCAGAAGCCCCACAGGCAUCGGAGGAGGACGAGGACAUGAUGCGGCUGCCAAAGCUGACAGCCAUGGAUAUCAACCCCGAUGUCGAAGGCCCUGAAGCUGAUGAGGCUGCAUUGCAAAACCUGGAGUCUACACCAGCGCUGAGUGGCGCCAUUCCCAUCGCCAUAUUCGACGCAGCAAUGGAUCACUUCAAAGACCCUGAAGUCGGAUACGACUUUUUCAACAUGAUCGUGGCAUAUGACGAGCUGCCGCCGAGUCGGAGGAUCGCAGACCAUAUUGCAACCAAAUUGUCGAAAGACAACCCCGAGAGCUGGUGCAGCCAGAUAUGCCUCAUACAACUUCCCCUUGUGGGGGUACCCCCUUCGUCACCGGGAUUUCCUUCUGCUUUCAAACAGGCUUUGGUACGACUCAGGGAGGCGUGUCAGGCAAAGGGUGGCCUAGAGAUUUCAGCGUGGGCAAAGACUUGGCUACAGAAGCUCACUGAAGCACCCGAGCUUGAUCCAGCGAUCAAGCAGGUGGCCACUUCAGUCUCGAGUACGCUGGACGCUCACUAGGUACUUGGUACAAAGUUGCGGAGAUAGACUUGGUCAUGAUCACUCAAUCCAUAUUACUCUUUGAUCUCGA